CUUACCUUGAUUUUCCAUCGAUCACUCACCUGCCUGUUUAUCCUCAAACGUUUACCACUCCACCACUCCAUCCUGGAAAUAGGACAAAGACACAAUCACCAAAAAAAAACCCUCCACAAUCAUCUGACGACCUCAGCUACUGUGAAUAUACUCACCUCCUCCUGGAAUGCCAUCUUAUCCUCUGCUAAAGCAUGAAGCUAUUCAUUUUGACAACCCUGUUCGGGCUUGGGCUCAUGCAGCACAACCCUCACUUUAAGCAUGGAAGGACAACAAUUGUCCACCUCUUUGAAUGGAGCUGGUCCGACAUUGCUGCAGAGUGUGAGCGCUUCCUAGCUCCAAAGGGGUUUAGUGGUGUUCAGAUUUCUCCUCCAAAUGAACACAUUGUUCUGGAUGAGCCAUGGCGGCCAUGGUGGCAAAGAUACCAACCUAUCAGCUACAACUUGUGCUCCAGAUCUGGCAGCGAGGAGGAAUUUAUAGACAUGAUCACCCGAUGCAACAGUGUUGGGGUUAAUAUUUAUGUGGAUGCUGUUAUCAACCACAUGUCUGGAAGUAGUGGUGGAGAGGGAAAUCACUCUUCAUGUGGAAGCUGGUUCAAUGCCAGCAAAAAGGACUUUCCAAGUGUUCCCUACUCUGCUUGGGACUUCAAUAUUAACAAAUGCAGAACUAGCAGUGGUGACAUUGACAACUAUGGAGAUAUUUUUCAGGUGCGGGACUGUCGUCUGGUCAGUCUUUUGGACCUCGCUUUGGAGAAAGAUUAUGUCAGAGGCAAAGUGGCUGAGUUCAUGAACAAACUAAUUGAUUUAGGUGUAGCUGGAUUCAGAGUUGAUGCCUGCAAGCAUAUGUGGCCAGGGGACCUGGAAAAUGUUUAUGGUCGUCUUCACAACCUCAGCUCAACGUGGUUUCCCAAUGGCUCAAGACCUUUUAUCUUUCAGGAGGUUAUUGAUUUGGGAGGUGAGGUCAUCUCCUCUAGCGAGUACGUUCAUCUGGGAAGAGUGACUGAGUUCAAAUAUGGUGCAAAACUGGGAAAUGUCUUUAGAAAAUGGCUUGAGGAGAAAUUGUUUUACACAAGGACCUGGGGAGAAGGGUGGGGUUUCAUGUCUGACGGCAACGCUCUUGUCUUUGUUGAUAACCACGACAACCAGAGAGGUCAUGGUGCUGGUGGUUCAUCCAUCAUAACUUUCUGGGAUUCACGACUCUACAAGAUGGCGGUCGGCUACAUGCUCGCUCACCCCUACGGAGUGGCCAGGAUCAUGUCUAGCUACCGCUGGAACCGGAACUUUGUGAAUGGAAAAGAUCAGAAUGACUGGAUGGGCCCUCCAAGCAACACAAAUGGAUCCACUAAGUCUGUUCCUGUUUACCCCGACCAGACUUGUGGAGACGGAUGGGUGUGUGAGCACAGAUGGCGUCAGAUCACGAAUAUGGUCAUUUUCCGUAAUGUGGUCAAAGGACAGCCUCACACCAACUGGUGGGAUAACCAGAGCAACCAGGUUGCUUUUGGACGUGGUGAUCGUGGUUUCAUUGUUUUUAACAACGAUGACUGGGAUCUUGAUGUGACCUUGAAAACUGGUAUGUCGGGUGGCGCAUACUGUGAUGUUAUUUCUGGUCAGAAGGAUGGCAACAAGUGCACUGGAAAGCAGAUUCUUGUUAGCAAUGAUGGGGAAGCCCACUUCAAGAUCAGCAACAUAGAUGAAGACCCCUUUGUUGCUAUCCAUGCCGAAUCCAAGCUUUGACAUGUAAUACCAGGUGUAAACAGGAUUUUAUAUUAUCUGAAUACAAAUGUUCAAUAAAAGGUGUGAACAAAAAAGAACAGGUUCUAUGUCUCUCUGAAAGCCCUUAAUCAGUGACAUUCAAGCCCAUGUAGGAGGAUAUGAAAUCUGUUGGAUAUUCUUUUCUCCAAAUUACAGUUUGUGAUUUUUUUUUUUCUUUUCUGAAAAACCUGUUUUGCAAGCUAAUGUAUUCGAAACAUCUAAAAUAUUUAUUUUCAUAUAAUUCAUGUUUACAAUUCUUAGAGUUUAACAACUUAAAUGUAUUGGGGUUAAACCCAAUUUUAUUAAUUCACUUUCCCUUCAAAACCUUUUUCCAGAAUUGGUAGCACUGAUUUCCUUUUGAAAUGCGAUGAUGAGGUUACUAAAUUAUGCUUAAAUUACUUCUGGACUGAGAACACCUCCAACCUAGUAAAGGAGGCCCAACAACGGCUCUUCUUUCUGAGAAAGCUGGAAUGGACUGGUCUCUCUACUCAGCUAUUCACAAACUUUUAUAGGGCCACAGUUGAAAGCAUUCUAUGCAUCAGUGUGACAGUGUGGUAUGGGAGCUGCACAGCACAGGAAAGAAAGGAUUUAUCACAGGUGGUGACAACACAGGGGAUUGUGGGAUGUCGUCUACCUGAUCUGGACUCGAUUUAUGCCGCACAAGUCCAGAAAGGUGCCAGACACAUUGUUAAAGACCACACCCACCCAGGCAAAGCGCUGUUUGUUCCACGUCCAUCAGGAAAACGAUUCAGGAACAUCACAUCAAAAACAAAUGGACUCAGAAACAGUUUCUUUCCCAAAGCAGUGAAGACAAUUGCCCCCCCUGCAGGCAGAGACUAAACAUCCCUGCUGACUAACAAACCACCAGCCCAUCUCAGACUGUUUCAGCACAAGCUGCACUUUAGGUAAAUACUAAAUACUACAAGCAUAUGUACAUUCCAUGUACAUAUGUUCGCUUUUUCUAAAGGGAUUUUUUAAUUUUGUGUCUAUAACCUACAUGUGUAUCUUUUGAGCUGGGUCUCUGCUGAAUUUCAUUAUGAUGACAUAAUGACAAUAAAUAAAUAAAUCUUGAAUCUUUAAA
Girardinichthys multiradiatus is the source of this 2829-nucleotide messenger RNA. RefSeq names its product alpha-amylase-like. Gene Ontology annotation, biological process: carbohydrate metabolic process. The transcript has 10 exons. Lineage: Eukaryota; Metazoa; Chordata; Actinopteri; Cyprinodontiformes; Goodeidae. The record is from RefSeq and is a predicted model, not a curated record. Gene Ontology annotation, molecular function: cation binding; alpha-amylase activity. Bases 192 to 1730 code for a protein of 512 amino acids.